ACGCAGUUCGGCAACCAGCACGGCCUCGUCGCCAUCGGCAUGGUCGCCGAGCUCCUCAACGAGCUCAACGGCGCGUUCUGCGACCAGACGCUCACGCGCGAGUACAAGUGCGACGCGUACGAGGACGCGCGGCAGCGCCUGUGGUUCACGUUCGCGAACGACUACAUAUGCGGCGUGGACGAGACGCAGUGGUCGAGCGGGGUGGUCAUGCGCAACCUCGCGGUCCAGGAGCAGUUCGAGUACCUCCUCUCUCAGUGCGAGACGCGAUGGGACGGCGACCUCGUCGCCGUCGUCGAGGAAGCGACCGUUCUCUUCCUCGCGCAGUCGACGCUCAACCGCCCGGACAUCAAGGCGGUCGUCAUCGAGAACGACCGCAAGGCGGGUCGGAACGAGACGCUGCCGACGGACGAUCUCUACGCGUUGCACCCGGGAUUUUACGAAGACAUCGCGCCGGCGACGACCAACCUCCGCGAGCCCGCGGUGGCGACGUGGCGCGUCGAGGUGGAUUUGGACGGGCACACGCCGUACGCGGAGGGAGGCGUGCCGCGGCCGGAGGCGCUCGCGGCGAGGGAGGGGACGCUGCUCGCGGAGGAUGGGCCCACGGAGCAGUAUCCGGCGGAGUUCGCGAGGAAGAUGAGCCAGGGCGCGCCGGGGAAGGCGCUGUACGAGAAGACGUAUCAGGUGCACCCGGAUCCGAGGGCGCGUUGGGACGCGGCGUUUUGCGCGAGCAAAGGGACGUCGGACGCGAGUUGUUACCCGAGGGUCACGCCGAAGGUCGGGUACACGCACGACGCGAACGGACGGCGGUUGCUGACGAACCAAGGACAGCCGUUACCGACGGGGUACGUCGACGCGAACGAGCCGCGCAUGUAG
Molecule: messenger RNA, 873 nt
Organism: Micromonas pusilla CCMP1545
Lineage: Eukaryota; Viridiplantae; Chlorophyta; Mamiellophyceae; Mamiellales; Mamiellaceae
Product: DNA methyltransferase
Exons: 4
Source: RefSeq, a predicted model, not a curated record